Molecule: messenger RNA, 5929 nt
Organism: Talpa occidentalis (Iberian mole)
Lineage: Eukaryota; Metazoa; Chordata; Mammalia; Eulipotyphla; Talpidae
Gene: CHRM2
Product: cholinergic receptor muscarinic 2
Exons: 3
Coding region: 572-1972 (466 amino acids)
Biological process (GO): chemical synaptic transmission; regulation of smooth muscle contraction; adenylate cyclase-inhibiting G protein-coupled acetylcholine receptor signaling pathway
Cellular component (GO): synapse; dendrite; plasma membrane
Molecular function (GO): G protein-coupled serotonin receptor activity; G protein-coupled acetylcholine receptor activity
Source: RefSeq, a predicted model, not a curated record
UGCAGCUAAUCGAACACACACGCACCAACACAGACACGCUCUCCUGGUCUUGCAAAGGCGCCCGGGCGCAGAGAACAGCUCCACCGAGAGCGCGCGGGGGCGCGGACGCGCACACACAAACACACACGCACAUGAACACACACACACUUACACACACACACACAGAGCAGCCUGCGGGUCGGCCACAGCCUUGAGAUCGCAGAUCCCUGGUAGGAAGUAGCCAGAGACAGCGAAGCAGGUGUCGCCCGCGACGCUGAUUACUACUUCCCCCGGCACUUUGGGGAAGACAUGAAUCGCGCCCAGUGCGUCCAUCCAUCCAGGUUUCUGUUCCCUUUUGCUCUCCAGACUCAUCGUCUUAGUUAAAGCCAGAUCAAGGGAGAAAAGGAGCGGGCGGGCUUCUGACUCCGAGCGGUGCGCAGCUCGCGCCCGGGCGCGUCAGCCCUGAACCCGCGAAGAGCUCCGCGCUCCCGCCAGCCUGCACCCCGGCAUCGCAGCUCGCCGAGGCCACGAGCGCAUCCCGCCGCAGGUAAAUGUUUAUCUGGCUACUUGGCUACUGAUUAAAGAACACAAAAUGAAUAAUUCAACAAACUCCUCUAACAAUGGCCAGGCCCUGCCCAGUCCUUAUAAGACAUUUGAAGUGGUAUUUAUUGUCCUUGUGGCUGGAUCCCUCAGUCUGGUGACUAUUAUUGGAAAUAUCCUAGUCAUGGUUUCCAUCAAAGUCAACCGCCACCUCCAGACCGUCAACAAUUACUUCCUGUUCAGCCUGGCCUGUGCUGACCUCAUCAUUGGUGUUUUCUCCAUGAACUUGUAUACCCUCUACACUGUGAUUGGCUACUGGCCUUUGGGACCUGUGGUAUGUGACCUUUGGUUAGCUCUGGAUUAUGUGGUCAGCAAUGCCUCAGUGAUGAAUCUGCUCAUCAUCAGCUUUGACAGGUACUUCUGUGUCACCAAACCACUCACCUACCCAGUCAAGCGAACCACGAAAAUGGCGGGCAUGAUGAUAGCAGCCGCUUGGGUCCUCUCCUUCAUCCUCUGGGCUCCCGCCAUUCUCUUCUGGCAAUUCAUCGUAGGGGUAAGAACUGUCAAGGAUGGGGAAUGCUACAUUCAGUUUUUCUCCAACGCUGCUGUCACCUUCGGCACUGCCAUUGCAGCCUUCUAUUUGCCAGUGAUCAUCAUGGCCGUGUUAUACUGGCACAUAUCCCGAGCCAGCAAAAGCAGGAUAAAGAAGGACAAGAAGGAGCCUGUGGCCAACCAAGAUCCAGUUUCUCCAAGUCUGGUUCAAGGAAGGAUAGUGAAGUCUAACAACACCACCAUGCCCUGCAGCGAUGAUGGUCUGGAGCACAGCAGGAUCCAGAACGGCAAAGCCCCCAGAGAUGCUGUGACUGAAAACUGUGUCCAGGGGGAAGAGAAAGAAAGCUCCAAUGACUCCACCUCAGUCAGUGCUGUCGCCUCUAAUAUGGUAUAUGAUGAAAUCACCCAGGAUGAAAACACAAUCUCCACUUCCCUGGGCUAUUCCAAAGAUGAGAACUCAAAACAAACAUGCAUCAAAAUUGGCACCAAGACCCAAAAAGGUGACUCGUGUACCCCAACUAAUACCACUGUGGAGCUCGUUGGUUCAGCGGGUCAGAAUGGAGAUGAGAAACAGAACAUGUUAGCUCGCAAGAUUGUGAAGAUGACCAAGCAACCUGCAAAAAAGAAGCCUCCCCCUUCCCGGGAAAAGAAAGUGACCAGGACAAUCUUGGCUAUUCUGCUGGCUUUCAUCAUCACCUGGGCCCCAUACAAUGUCAUGGUGCUCAUUAACACCUUCUGUGCACCCUGCAUCCCCAACACAGUGUGGACAAUUGGUUACUGGCUCUGUUACAUCAACAGCACGAUCAACCCUGCCUGCUAUGCACUCUGCAAUGCCACCUUCAAGAAGACCUUUAAACACCUUCUCAUGUGUCAUUACAAGAAUAUAGGCGCUACAAGGUAAAACCUCUGUAAAGAAGGAAGGAGGUCCAGGGGAGCUUAGGAAGAGGAAAAGGUGUGGAAGAGCUCCUAGUUUUAAAAUCUGCCAUUGCACUUUAUAGUCUAAUUGUGGGAUGUCCAAUUAAGGAGCCAAGCAGUGACACUCUUAUGGUGCCUAUGCUCCAGUUUGAGAAACUUGCACCUUAUUAAACACUAUCAGGAUGGAGCCAUGAGAUCAUAAAAGAGACACGUUGGAAUUGUGGAUAUAAAGAAGGAUCUACGUCUUCCCCUACUUCCUUGAGGAAGGGCUUGCGAAUCUACAAUUUUGCCAGUCUCUGCACAAGAAGAAUAAACUUGCUUGUUUUUUCCCCAUUAUUUGGUUUCCAUGUAUCCACAUGAAGUUGAAAGGCCACCUUCCUAAGUUAAUAUGGAGAUUUAAACAUAAAGAAAUUGACAUAAAGAAACAUAAGAAAAUUUAAACAUAAAGAAAAUCAAAAAAGGAUGCAGAAACAAUCUCCAGACUCUUCCAUAAAUAUUAUUCUUUUGUUGUGGUUUUACUUGGAAAAUUACAACAUUACAACAUUAUAAAUGCUAAUUUUUUUACCAUGCCUUUUUCCAACCAUUAAAAGAAAGCCAACAAAAAGACAAACCACCCCAACUAGAUCACAUCAUCACUUUUCUCAUAAUGGCACUAUGGCGUGAGUUUGUGUGCUUCUCUGUUCCACUUUGCGUAAAGAGAAAAUGUGCAGGACUUUCCCUAAAUCCAUCCAGAUACAGUCAUGAAAAUGGGCAUUUCACCCUUUCCACUUUGUCCUUUGCAUUCCUUGGGAGUAUAAAUGUUUAAAAGGAUUGAGUUCACUUUUGAUCCUUUAUGUGAAAUGAUUUUAUGAUCCAGUUUUCUCCUAAACUAGCCUCUUAUUUUAAUAGAAUAGCCAAACUAAUACACAAAUGUGCUUGAGAAACCAAAGCCAUUUUUGAAAUUGAGGUAUCAUCCAAUUAAGUCAUGGUUGUUCUGGUGUGAGAAUGUUUACUGAGGCCAGAUGAAUUUUGAGAUAAGAAAACAGAUGGUUGAAAGGGCAUUUUGUUUAAACCUCAACCUGCCUGACCCAUGUAUAAAAUGCUAACUUGUAAAACAUGAACUCCUGGCCUUUGUCAGCAGGAAGAAGAUGCUGCUUUAUUCAUUAGCAAUCCUAAAUAGGAUUACCAUACUCACAUGGCACCAGUGACUUCUGGGUCAGCCCCAAGAUUAAGACCAUCUCUUCAAUGCCUGAUAAAGCAUAAUAUUCAAUUUAUAGUCCUCCGAGAUUGUUUAUAACCAUCUUAUGAUCCUGUGGAGGGGGCAAAAGGAUUAAUUCAAAAACAUUUACUGAAACUACGUUGUGUAUUCCUCAAAUUGUCAAUUCUCCUUAAGCUUUUUAACUCUAAAUUUCUCAGUUGAAGUCUAGCCAUCUCUGUGAUGGAAAUGUAGUGGAUAACUAAGAUCAGGCCAUUUGAGCUCAGCUGAAUCUGAAAGAAGAAUGUAGGUGGCUAUACUUAUGUCAUUUCUUACCACUUCUCUCUAAUCCUAGACCAUAAAAAUUCACCACAUACACUGUUAUCCAAACAGUGGCUUUAUAAAGAAUUUUGUACAUGUUGAGUGUUUUUAUUUGUUACUCCAGCUAAACAUGAAUUAGAGUGAUUCACAUUUAAAAUUAAUUAUUUUCAUCUCUCAGCUUUUUUCUUACUAUAUUUAUUAUAGCUCUCCAAUCAGAUUUUGUAAAGAUGACCCAAUCAAUAGAAAUCAAAGUUAUAAAAGUCUUUCAAAAUUUCAUAUUUUGCAUUUUAGGCUUAUGGGCUCUAUGACAUCAUGCCAGUAUGACAUCAUGUCAGUAACAUCAAUGUGAGUUGCAUGAUGAUUUGUCAGUGUGAGAUCUUACCACUGUAAGGUCAUUUUGUGUGACUUGCCCCAUUGAUGGCACCUCAAUAAUUUUGAGAUUAAAAAAGAAGCACAAUGCAAGCAACAACAAAAAAGAACAGUAAGAAGAAAAUUGCCAACAAUAUUUGUGUUUAAUUUAUCCUUUAUAAAAAUACCUUCUUGCCCAAAUAACUUCAGUGUUUUUUUUUCCCUCCCAAAUCCUCUAUGUAUACACAUAUAGCAUCUGUUCAUAUAGAUUCCUUUAUUCUACAGUUGCACCGAUGUAAACUUUACAUUUUAACUCCAUAUUUAUUUUUCUUCUUGGAAUCAAUGAAUAAAUCAAGAGUGAGGAAUAUCAAGUCAAUGGGUUAUUUGGUUUCCUGUAAACAAUAUGACUGACUAGCUGGAUAUUUCACAUAUUAGCUUGUUGUACAAUUAUGAUGUAAAUUCAGCUUUAAUUAGGAAGAAUUCUUUGGUUGCAAAGAUUUAGGAUUCUGGAUUCGGAUCUUUUUUUUCUUGUCUUCUGUAACAAUCCAACUUAUCAUGAGUCCAACUGCCUCUUCUCUUUAUUGCAUCAUCUUCUUCCUUUUUUCCCUUGAUCUUUGCCGUCAUCUCCCGUCUUGUUGAAAGAGAAACCACCAAGUAUUAAAGAAAGGAACUGAAGAUUGACACAUCAUCUAAGCUUUGUCAACCAGAAUCAAAAAAUGGAAAGGAAAGAAUACUGAAUUGAUAAAUGAUUAGAAAGAUAUGGAGACUGUACUCAAGGAUUUGCACUCAGUAUGGCUGGGAUUGUCUGUUUUAGUGACUCUUAACCAGGAACAAUUUUGCUCCCAAGGAACAUUUAACAAUACGUGGAAGGAUUUUUGAUUGCCACAGUUCCAGCUCCUGGAAGAUACAUUGGCACGUGGUGGCUGGAAGUCAGGGAGGCUGCUAAACAACCCGACAACUAAGAAUCACUUGGUUCAAAAUGUCAGUAGUGCCAAAGUUGAGAAACCCUGAUGUAUUUUACGGGAUUCUAGAGUUAACUUCAUUUAAAUGGGAAAAUAAUCCUAUAUCAUUAUUAGAAUAUCAGUGCAAAUUAUUCAUCUGUUUAAAUAAGAUAAUGCUCACCAAUUGUAUAUCAGACCCACAGUUGGUGGUUCACUGAGCCUGGAGUUUUUGGAAUUUGUAGAGUGGAAACACAGGCCACAUCUAUAUACCCAAAAUGACCAGAUCACUCACGCUAGCACAAUGUUUCUAACAUUUUAAUAUGCAGUUAUUAUCAUCGCAAGUCCAGUCAACUGAGAUGAAGUAGUUGUCCAUUGCAAUGACUGCAGUUGCUGCAGUUAGUUCUAUUGCAGCUGCCAUUUUUCCUUUAAAAUCAUGAAGAGUUUCUUACAGAAACAAUGUCUCAUCUCUUUUGUGGUCACUGGAAAGAUAAACAUCCAUCAAAAAUUUCUCUCCUUAUAGCAAUAAUGUAAAUAUCCCAGAGUGGUCUUAGAAGAAGAGGAGACAAAGAAUGUGUGUGUGGGGGGGAGUUCAUUUCUUGAAAAAAGAAACGAUAGCCCUUUUACCAGUUCAUCAUUAAUUUAAUGCCAGCUCCCCAGUGUUAUGAACAGUUACCAAUAUAAUAAUUAACAUGGGAUAUAUACUCCAGCUUCAUCACAGAAGCUGGAGAUCCACAGACUCAUAUUCUUUGUCUAUUCACAGCUUUUUUUGAUCCUAAUGAUCUGAUAUAGAGGAAGAUGGGCAUUUAAAUGAUAGAAAAAUCAACUAAGAAAUGACACAUAACUUUAUGUUCUCCUUAGUUCAUUGAUAGCUGCCUUCUCCCAGUUGAAUAAUAUCCCUUUCAACAACCACAGUAGUGGUGUUGCAAUAGAUUAGGGAAGCACCCAAAUCUGGAUGAAUUGUGCAAAGUGUAUUUUCAGCAUGUAUAUACCAUGCCAUGCCUCAUAAAUAUGCUUCUCUUAAAAGGGUGCACGCUGCAGCAUGAACUGUGUGCAUAUUAAGUGUAUCUCCUGGAAUAUGCUGUAUGCUUAAUAUACAUAUUCUAUAAAUAAAGUAAUGAACUGUAUAAUAGAAAUACAUAUUUCUGUAUGCAAAUAAAUA